Molecule: messenger RNA, 1776 nt
Organism: Tribolium madens (black flour beetle)
Lineage: Eukaryota; Metazoa; Arthropoda; Insecta; Coleoptera; Tenebrionidae
Product: outer dynein arm-docking complex subunit 1-like
Exons: 4
Coding region: 70-1737 (555 amino acids)
Source: RefSeq, a predicted model, not a curated record
UAAUGAUUGUCAUUUUUGUCAUUUUUGUUAAUCGGGUUUUUUCCAUUUUUUGUAUUUUUUUGCACCAAAAUGUCCUCCGGCUACAAAAUGCGAAAACUUUCAGAUGAAGACAAGUAUCAGCAACAGCAAAAACAAUUGGAACGCGAACUGAUUUCGCUUCGUCGCGAGUUUGCCACUUUGGAACGUGAUAGCUCCCAAUUCAACAGUUUGCGAAAACUAAAAAAAUACUCAAAAGUCGUAAACAUAUUCAAAAAUGAGUAUGAAAACAUUGUCACAAAUUUGGAAGUGGCUGCAGCUCCUGGCUACGAACGCAAAGACAAGAUCAUGUAUGAGGAAUUAUCGCAACGCUUGCACGACUACAACUCCUACCACGACAAUGAAAUCCUGAAAAAAACCCAAAUGAAAGAGCUCGAAGACCAGAUACGAAACGUAUCAAAAGCGGUCCAAUCUUUGAGGAAGCAACAAAUCACUGAUCGACAAUUCGAAGACCGAGUCCACAACGCUAGACAAACGCUAGAAACGUUAGAAAACAAACUUGAAACCCAAAUGACCACAUUCAACCUCAUCGUUGCCAAAAACGGGAAAUUGAGAGAAGAAAUUGACCAUCUCUUGUGGGACCGUCGAAAUUUUCUCACCAUCUGGAACCGAUUUAUCGAGAAGUUGAACACCGGGAAAAGAAUUUUGAUUGACAUGAUCGAGCAAGCGACCAUUGCCUAUGACCAAAGAGAAGAGUGGUGUAACAAACUUCAAAUGUUGCGAAGUACUGCCCAUAAAGAUCUCUUAUCAAACAUUGACCAGAUGAGAAGUUACAAGCAAAAAGUUGAUAAUGCCAAAAAACUAGAGGAGUUUUUCACGACUAAAGGCCAAAAACGCGUCAUGAAGGAUUUGAUGGUGAAAGAGCGCCAAAAACGGGAUGAACGCAAGAAGAAGCUUGGGAAAAAAUUGCAACAUUAUGAGGAUUUAAUGAACGAAAUAUUGGAUUUUUCCAAACAUGCUGAAAUCAAAGACAUUGCCCGGAAAUACUACAACAGUGAAGCGCAGAAUUUCAGCACUUUCAGGUUCAUCGCAGAUACAAUUAACAACAUGGAAAUGAUCAAUGACCAGCUCGGAAUCUUGCAUUUAGACAUCGAUGAACUGAAAACAAUGCACGAUCUUCGAGCUGAAACGCAACAAGAAACUCUUGAUAAUUUAGAAACAAAUUUGGUUAAAGCAAGUGAAGUUACAAAAGAAGCAGAACAAGACUUAAAUGAGUUAAACUCUCAUUUAAAAUCGGUGAUGCGAGGAGUGGCAGAUCUGUUCAAAAUGUGUAAAUGUGAGAAAGACCCGCUUUUGAAACUCUUAGGUGACAAUUCCACCAUUCAUGAUUACAACGUUUUGCUGUUUCUUCAAGUUUUGGAACAGACAAUACAAAUGUUUCUUAUUUCAGCUGGUUACAAAGAUAAAAUUCAAGCGGAGAAAAGGUCAUCUGGGAGGACAAAAAUUUUGGCCACUCUCAACACCACUGCUUUUAUUUAUCCAAUUGAACGGAUUGUGCAAGCCGAUCCUUGCUCCUUGUGUGUUGAAUAUGAAAUGGUUUCGGAUGUUAUUGAUGCGGUUCAGCGUCCGUGGAGUAGAAAAGAAGCAAAAGAAAUGCUUCAGCAACGACUGGAAUUGCCAGGUGCUUCAGCAAAGUUACACACAGUUUCAAAGUGCUUUUUGCCUCAAGCUCGACGUAUCAAACAGAAGAAAUUCUGUUAGCCGGAUGAACAUUAGCUUGUUUAAGAAUAAAAAAAAAUA